GCAGCCAUUGUCCCGCGCGCGGUCGCCUGUUUAAGGCCCCGCACUACAGCCCUUAGGAGUUAACUCGGAGCGGCCUUGUGGAUGCUGACUAGGGGAGGGACCAGAUUAGUUCAACCCGUCUCAGACGUGACACAGGACCGAGGCAGGGGGCUGCUUAACCCGAGAGCGUCCAGUCACAGAGCCGUGCGGGGCACUGAGACGGAGACUGGCCGGACCCGAGCAGCGGGCCCGGACCCCAGUUCAGUACCCGGCCGUGCCUGGAGGACAGUAUGGAAGGACAGGAUGAGAAGCCCCCAGGACCCCUUAAGGCCUGCACACAGGACUCUCUCCUUCCUCAAGAGAUUAUCAUCAAGGUUGAGGGAGAAGAUGCUGGGUCACUGGCCAUCCCAUCCCAGGAAGAAGUGAACUUCAAUAUUGUAACUGUGGACUUUACUCAUGAGGAACAGGGUACUUUGAACCCUGCUUAUAGGAUCCCAGACAGAAGUGUGAUCCUGGAGAACCACAGGAACCUGGUCUCUUGGGACUUGGCAACUGCACUUGGAAGGAGAGAAUCAACUUCAAAACAGAGCAUUUUUGAUGUGGAAUCAUCACCUGGAGUAAAGAUAGAAAGGUUGACAAGAGAUGAUCCUUGGCUAUCUUCAUGUGAAGAAGUUCAUGAUCAUAAGGAUCAGUUGAAGAAGCAACAGGAAAAGCAAGAGAGACUUUUUCAGGAAAUGGCAGUCACUCAAAAGAAAGCUAUUAUUCAUGAGAAGGUUUGCAAAAGUGAUGAACUUGAGAAGAGUGAUCUAAAUCCCAGCCUUCUUUCACUCCCAGUGAUACCCAUAAGAAACCAUUUUCAUAAACAUUUGUCACAUGUUAAAAAAUCUCAUUAUAAUUCUGUUGUAAACAGUCAUCAGAAGAUUAAUGACAGUGAGAAAUUAUGUGAAAAUAAUGAAUGUGGAAAACUCCCUCAGAGCAUCCACCUUAUUCAGUUUACAAGAACUCAAAAAAGAGAUAAGUCCUAUGAAUUUAGUGACACUAUUCAACCUUUUAGCCACAGAGCAUCCCUAAAUAUACAUGAAAAAAUUGAUGAAGAAGGUAAGACCUUUGAUUUUAAGGAAUGUGGGCAAGUUUUGAACCAUGACAUAUCCUUUAAUGAACAGCAGAAAAUUCCUGUUGAAGAGAGUCAGUAUAAAUGUAGUAAAACUUCUCAGAAUUCAUCCCGUGCUCAAAAUAUGAGAAAUAAUUCUGAAGAAAAACCUUUUGAAUGUAAUCAAUGUGGGAAAGCCUUUAGCUGGAGCUCACAUCUUGUUGCACAUCAAAGAACUCACACAGGGGAGAAACCUUAUGAAUGUAAUGAAUGUGGAAAAUCCUUCAGCCGGAGCUCCCACCUCGUUUCCCAUCAAAGAACCCAUACAGGAGAGAAACCUUAUAGAUGUAAUCAGUGUGGGAAAUCCUUUAGCCAGAGCUACGUGCUUGUGGUACACCAGAGAACUCAUACUGGAGAGAAGCCUUAUGAGUGCAACCAAUGUGGAAAGUCAUUCAGGCAGAGCUACAAACUAAUUGCACAUCAAAGAACACAUACUGGAGAGAAGCCCUAUGAAUGCAGUCAGUGUGGGAAAUCAUUUAUCCAGAGUUAUAAGCUUAUUGCACAUCAAAGAAUUCACACUGGAGAAAAACCCUAUGAAUGCAAUCAAUGUGGAAAAUCCUUUAGUCAAAGUUAUAAACUUGUUGCACAUCAGAGAACUCACACAGGGGAAAAACCUUUUGAAUGUAAUCAGUGUGGAAAAUCUUUCAGCUGGAGCUCUCAGCUAGUGGCACAUCAAAGAACUCACACUGGAGAGAAACCCUAUGAAUGUAAUGAAUGUGGAAAAUCUUUUAACCGCAGUUCUCACCUUAUUAUGCAUCAGAGAACUCAUACCGGGGAAAAACCCUAUGAAUGUAAUCAGUGUGGGAAAUCCUUCAGCCAGAGUUAUGUUCUUGUUGUGCAUCAGAGAACUCAUACUGGAGAAAAGCCUUAUGAAUGCAGUCAGUGUGGGAAAUCCUUCAGGCAGAGUUCAUGUCUCACUCAACACCAGAGAACUCAUACUGGAGAGAAACCCUAUGAAUGUAAUCAGUGUGGGAAAACAUUUAGUUUGAGUGCUCGACUUAUUGUACAUCAAAGAACUCACACUGGAGAGAAACCAUUUACAUGUAAUCAGUGUGGGAAAGCUUUCAUUAAUAGCUCUAAACUUAUUAGGCAUCAGGCAACUCAUAAUGAAGAGAAAUCUUAUGAAUAUAACUAGUUUGGAAACUUAUUCCAUUUGUUUUUUAAAAUUUAUUUUAAGAAAGUGCAUUUGGUGGGAAGGACUAGUAUAAAAUGAUGCAUGUGGAAAAACUUUUAGUUAAUCUUCUUUUAUUGUAUAUCUGGAAAUCCAUUUUCAAGAAAGGGAGAAAGCUGUGAACUACAUAUUUUAACUUAGCAAUUCCAUGAGCAGUGUCAGACUUGGCCCUUAUGUACAUCCUACAGAUGUAAUAAAUACUGACCCUUUUCCUUGCAGAUAACACUCAGAUCUGAAUCUGAGAGAGAAAACCAGUUAGGUAGACCUUUCUCCCCUCAUAGAGUAAAUGAAAUGCUUGUUGUAGAGAAGAUUGAAAAAGUGUUGUAGUUCGUAAAACUUAGGCUGGAAAACAGUUUUUCAGAGUGUCAUUCUACUACUUAAGUUCUCCAUUAGAUAGUUUGGGAUCUGUUUUGUAUGGUGCUUUGUUACAAGUGAAGAUUUUAUAAACAUUAGGAAACUGGCCAUGAUAUGAAAUGAAAAACAGGACAAAAAUACAGAAAUUUUCUUUUCUAGAACCAUUAUGAUGUUUAUGUAUAGAUUAUAAUUGAAAGGGAUAAUGGGUACAUCUAAUUGAUAUUAUGUUUAAUGUCAGGUUUUCUUUGUUUUCUGGAAUUUAUGCUGUUUUGCAACAAGAAAUGAUAUAACGAGUACAAGUUAGUUAAAAACAACAAAAGGCACAAAAAUUACCAUCUUGUUUGACCAUUUAGGAAACACUAAACAGCCAGAUAGCAAAGAUCCCUCAGGGUUCUGAAAUUCCCAUUUCAUUUACCAUGAGUAGGCUGCUCCUUAGGACUUGGAUUCCCAGGAAUGUUCUUUGUUGAAAAUAAUUCCUUGGGAGUAAUGCAUAAUUGGAAUUUAGACCAGAAAGGGUCUGUAUGAGCAGUUGAGAACAUGUGGGCAGUACAGGGAGUGAAUGAGCUUAUUUUCAUAUAUUCAGAGCAGGAUAAAGGAGCACUGUUUCUAAGUGGGGUUUUUCCUCCCCAUGUUUGGUAUUAUUAUUUUUUCUCUGGAAUGUGUUCCUAAUGUGAGGGUCCCCUGAGUGUGCAUGCGUGUGUGUGUGUGUGUGUGUGUGUGUGUGUGUGUGGUGCUACUCUGGCUGAGUGCUCUUCAUUUAAAUUAAGCCUGCAAGAGUGCUUUCUAGUCAAGCAAAUUUUAUAGGUACUCUUCAGUUUUUAAGAUUUGUUUCAUAUACCUUCAUGACCCUUGUCCCUGAAUCAUAAAUUCUGAUCCUGUAGGUAAUCAUGUGCCUAAAGCCUCUGUUCUUAAGUAAUAACAAAAUAAAUGGAGAGAUGAACUGAGAGCAGAAAAUAGAGGUAAAUUCUUUGGAGAAAAGGAAGAAAACCUAAAGUGAUAUCUGGUAGGGGUAAUUAGUAACAUUCUGUCCCCAUGAAAUGACCCUUGGGAACCAUCUCUUUGAGGAAUAAGCCAGAGCAUGUGCCAAACCUGACAAUGACAGAAAGUCUCAGGGGACAGUUGUUGAUGGCGAGAAACCUUGCUUCUAUCCCAGGAGAAUCAACUCUUAGUUCCAUUCAUUGACUUUUGGAAAGGACAUGGAAUUGUGGAAAAUCUUAGUUUAACAACGAAAACUAAAUAGUCUCUUCCCCCAAUUAUAAAGGCAAAGAUCUCUGAUUGUAUAAAUUAAUAUAAAUACAGAUGGGUUAAAAAUUAGGGCUCUGAAGAUUUCAAGUUUUGGAAGUGAUUUAUUCCAAAGAAAUUUCUUCAGUAAAUGAAAUAUUUCAUCAACAAUGUGAAAUUUGUAAAACUGUAAAAACAUUUGAAAUGAGUAUUUGUGUGAGUGGUUGUGUGUGUGUGUGUGUGUGUGUGUUUUCUGGCUACCUGGCAAGGUUGAAUAUGUGUGUCAUGUUUGUGUCAUAAAUGUAUCAGUUCUUAGGUGGUG
Messenger RNA from Urocitellus parryii (Arctic ground squirrel), 4197 nucleotides. It is a transcript of the gene Znf180, whose product is annotated as zinc finger protein 180. Gene Ontology annotation, molecular function: RNA polymerase II cis-regulatory region sequence-specific DNA binding; DNA-binding transcription factor activity, RNA polymerase II-specific. The record is from RefSeq and is a predicted model, not a curated record. Lineage: Eukaryota; Metazoa; Chordata; Mammalia; Rodentia; Sciuridae. Gene Ontology annotation, biological process: regulation of transcription by RNA polymerase II.